Messenger RNA from Macadamia integrifolia, 2036 nucleotides. RefSeq names its product dof zinc finger protein DOF1.4-like. The transcript has 2 exons. Gene Ontology annotation, molecular function: DNA-binding transcription factor activity; DNA binding. Lineage: Eukaryota; Viridiplantae; Streptophyta; Magnoliopsida; Proteales; Proteaceae. The coding region runs from base 498 to 1517 and encodes 339 amino acids. The record is from RefSeq and is a predicted model, not a curated record. Gene Ontology annotation, biological process: regulation of DNA-templated transcription.
GGAAUUGUUUGUCUUACAGCCUCGGGUCUUGGGCCCUUCGGGAUUCCUCUCUCUCUCUCUCUCUCUUUCUAAGAUUAUUGAAUGAAGAAGAUGAAAGGAAGAUGAAGAAGAAGAAGAAGAGCAGCAGAGAGAAUUUUACGUAAUUGAAGUCUGAAAUGUUCUUUCUUGGACCUCGUGGGAAUGUGAUUCUUCUGCUAAUCCUCCACUGUUCCCCUUCUUGGAUACUGGGUUGUUCUAUUUUAAAUGAAAUUGGUUACUUAUUUACUAUUAGUUUUGCUCCUAAUCACGUGAAAUCUUGGCCUAAUUAAAAAACUAAUUAGUAAAAUAUUAUCAUUUUCUUCAUUUAGUCUUUACUUACCUUCUCUCUGUUUCAUGUCCUCAUUCUUUCCUCUUUCCCAUUUCAACCCAACCCGUCCACACAAGGACUCACGUCGUCACCUGCCCUUUGUCCUUUUACUCUUCCUUUCAACGAAUUCAUUUGAAAGGGGAAGAAAAAAAUGUUGAGUCAUUGUGAGAAGAUGAUCAUCCCUUCGCUCCCUAAUGAAUGGCCACAGCAGCAGCAGGAGCAGCAGCAGGAGCAGAUGAUGAUAGAUGAGACGAGGUUGAUGGCUUCAAGUGGUGGUGGUGGUGGUGGUGGUAGGGUAAUGGAGAAACCAGGGCUGCAGGAACAACAAGCACUCAAGUGCCCUCGUUGUGAGUCAUCAAACACAAAGUUCUGUUACUACAACAACUACAGCUUAUCUCAGCCAAGGCACUUCUGUAAGGCUUGUAAGCGUUACUGGACUAGAGGUGGAACUCUGCGUAACGUUCCUGUAGGUGGAGGUUGCCGGAAAAACAAGAGGGUGAAGAGAUCUUCACCUAAUGAUCCUUCUUCUUCAUCUUCUUCUACUUCUUCAGCUCUUGCUAGUACUCAAGCACCAACCCCUAAUCCUCCUGUCUCCACACCUUCCACUCACAUUAAUAAUCCUUUGUUCUAUGGCCUACCCAGAAUCGGUUCCCCUUCAGACAUUAAUAAUCUCCCCUUUCCAAGCUUCCACUCUAGAGUCUCUAAUGAUUUACUGCCUCAAUUGAAUGCUCUAGGGUUGGGUUUCUCAUCUGAUGAUGAGUACCGAACUGGGUUUAAUCCUUCUAGUGAAAUCCCAGAUGUUAUUUCUACAAAUCCACUUCUUUCAAGCUAUUCAUCCCUUAUUGGGUCUUCUUCUGCUCCUUCAACUGCUUAUUUGAUUGCUUCUAGCCUUCAUCAUCAACAGCAAAAGCUUAUGCAGCUGGGUGGUGGCCUGAAAGAUAGGAAAUGGUUACCCUUUGAGGAACUGCAAAUGGGUAUGAGCAGCGAUUUGGGGACAGUGAUGAAGGAAGUGAAAUUAGAACAAGGGGAUAACAACCGAUUCCCUAGCCAGAAUAAUCCAAUGGAACCAAUUGGGUCAGUGGCCGACCCAUCUCUUUAUUGGAAUACAAACACUGUUGGUACUUGGGCUGACCUCAACAACUUUGGAUCUUCGGUCACCCCUUUAAUUUGAUCAAGAAAAUCCAUAACCAAUCUCAGUUGGUUCUUCUUUCUGUUUUCAUCAUCUUGGGUCUUUGUUUCUAGUAGGCUUCUGUUGGUUUAUUUCUUCUUCUAGUGCAGAACUUGGUGGCCAUAGUUGGGCCUCUGAUGGGAGGGGAUCAGAUCGGAGUGAUCAUGUCAGUUGCAAAUACCACAGCCUUUUGGUUUUUUUCUUAAAAGGGUUUUCAAGGUUGAAGAGAAACCUUUUGCUCUGAGAAGAACCUCGGAUCAUCUUCCUCUCAUCAUCUUCCAGCAUCAUCAUCAACUAAGGCUAAGCUACACUGUUCAAGAGUGCAUUUCCUGGACCAGUAAGUUGGUUUUCUUUGUAUGUAUAUAUGCAUGCCAUGCUUUUCUUUCCAAUGUAUCUGUCUUUAGGUGUUGGUGUUGGGGGGUUAUUGGAGAUACAUUUUUUUUUUCUCCCUGGAACAUUGUUUUGAUGUAAGGGAAAGGGUUGGGUAUAGCAACAUAAAAAGAGGGAGAUUUCCUAUCGCAA